CUUGAGUUCUCCAUGCUCUUAUAUUUAUCAAGCAUGCCUUGAUCUGUCAUAUUCGUUUGUUUGUACCUAGAGUACAUACCGGUGAUGUGAAUGUGACUGUAUAUAUAUUGGCGAGAAUUGUUUGUGUACAAAAAACUUCCUUCAGCGAUUUUACUUUUCAAGUUAGCUGUGAUACUAGUUAAGUCAACAAAAAAAAAUUAGAAAAAUGACAAAGAAUAUGAAGAAAUUUUGGGAAUUCGGUGGAGGACGAAUGGCCCUGACUGUAGUUUGUGCCCACUCAGUAUCCAUAUCGAUAGGAAUUUCUCAAGGUUAUAGUGCAAUACUCCUUCCACAGUUGAAGGAAUCUCCAGAGUACAAAAAUUUGACAGCAGAAGAAACUUCUUGGAUAGCUUCUCUAGGAACCAUCACAAAUCCAAUCGGUUCCAUUCUCUCUGGGGUUCUAGCUGAGUAUAUAGGCAGGAGGCGAGCCAUCCAGAUCUCUAGUCUGCCCUUCGUGUUGGGAUGGAUCUGCCUUGGUCUAGCUCAAGACAUCAACUGGUUGUACGCAGGUCGAUUGAUAACCGGUAUAGCAACAGGGAUGUCUUCAGCUUGCUACACCUACGUAGGAGAAAUCUCAACAUCGGAAUCAAGAGGCUUCAUGCAAGCGAUCGGCCCCAUAUGCGCCUCAUUCGGAAUCCUCUUCACCUACACCAUGGGCUACUUCAUAGACUGGUCCAAGGUGGCUUACAUCAGCCUAUCUUUCGCCUUCUUCUCUGCCCUCAUGAUCCAGUUCGUCCCAGAAAGCCCCGCAUUCCUGCUCAAAAGAGGCAGGACUGAGGAAGGAUUCAAGGUCCUCCUGUGGUUCAGGAGGAACAACGCUCUAGCCCAAAAGGAACUGGACAGGUUCAAUGAAAACGAGGGGUUGAACAGCAGCAGAGUGUCUAGCUUCAGAGAGAACUACUUCGGGCCCCAGACCGUGAAGCCUUUCCUCAUACUCGUCGUGUUGUUCCUGCUUCAGGAGUUCUCCGGGAUCUACAGUCUGCUCUUUUAUGCUGUAGAUUUCUUCGAGGAGACUGAUUUGAACGUGGACGACUACGUUGCUUCGAUCAUAGUGGGGGCCAUACGUUUCUCCAUGUCAGUUGUUCUGGCUUUCUUGAUAAAUCGAGUGGGCAGGAAGAUGCUAUGUACUCUGUCGAGUAUAGGAAUGGCGGUAACUAUGUUGAUUACUGCUGUCUACGUGAAAUACUACGAGGUCCAUCAAGGUGAAGAGAAAGUAGCCAGAUACUUGCCCUUAGUAGGAGUAAUGUUGAAUGUAGCCUUUAGUAUGGUGGGUAUGCUACCAGUGCCGUGGGUAAUGGUUGGGGAAAUGUUUCCGGUACAAGUGAGACCUAUAAUGACCGGUGUAGUCAUAUGCAUAGCUCAAAUUCUGAUCUUUGUUACUGUCAAAAUUUAUCAUAGUAUGAUCGAUUCGUUGGAGUUCAGUGGUACCUUGUUAGUAUUCGUGGUAUCUUCGAUAUUAUCUGCUAUUUAUUGUAAGACAAUACUGACAGAAACUAAGAAUAAGACUCUAGAGGAAAUUGAAGCUCACUUCAGGGGAAAUGACAAGCAGAAUAUCAAGGGUGUAGAUAAUAUAGGGUUUGAAAGUUCGCCAGAGAUUAUGGUGGAUGAGAAUAAGAAUAAUAAUGGUAUCUAUAGUAUAAAAUUAGAGCACUAAGGUAUUGAAACCAAACUAAAAAGCAAAUGUGUGAUUCCUAUUUUGUAUUCAUUUACACAAAGUAUUACUCUUUGUUGCCU
Molecule: messenger RNA, 1773 nt
Organism: Phaedon cochleariae (mustard beetle)
Lineage: Eukaryota; Metazoa; Arthropoda; Insecta; Coleoptera; Chrysomelidae
Source: the annotation of a GenBank genome assembly